AUGGGCAGACAGCAAGCCGUGGGCCGGCGGAAGGACGCGCGGACCGCGGCGCAGGGGUCGGCCCGCCCGCCGAGGAGUCACCAGCAGGCCCAGGGCCCCGGCCAGUGCCCAGCCCCGCUGGGAGCCCCGGCCAGCACCACGGACGGCGCCCAGGAAGCCCGAGUCCCCCUGGACGGGGCCUUCUGGAUUCCAAGGCCCCCAGCAGGCUCGCCCAAGGGCUGCUUUGCCUGCGUGUCCAAGCCCCCAGCCCUACAGGCUCCAGCGGCCCCGGCCCCUGAGCCCUCAGCAUCGCCCCCCAUGGCGCCCACCCUGUUCCCCAUGGAGUCCAAGAGCAGCAAGACAGACAGCGGGCGGGCCUCUGGCGCCCCCCAGGCCUGCAAGCACCUGGCGGAGAAGAAGACCAUGACGAACCCCACGACGGUGAUCGAAGUCUACCCAGACGCCGCCGAGGUCAACGACUACUACCUGUGGUCCAUCUUCAACUUUGUCUACCUCAACUUCUGCUGCCUGGGCUUCAUCGCGCUGGCCUACUCCCUCAAAGUUCGGGACAAGAAGCUUCUCAACGACCUGAAUGGAGCAGUGGAAGACGCCAAGACAGCCCGGCUGUUCAACAUCACCAGCUCCGCCCUGGCCGCGUCCUGCAUCAUCCUGGUCCUUGUCUUCCUGAGGUACCCGCUCACCGACUACUGAGGCCCCCGGGCACCGCCGGCCGUGGAGACAAAGCGCUGGGACACGUUUGUUUUCACCACUGAUACGACACGGGAUGCUGUGUGGUUGGGGCAGAGCAGGGCACGUGCCCUGGAGCCCCCCUGAAGCUGUGACCCGGGCAGCGAGGCCGCCAGAAGCUCCGUACAGUACGGGGGCCGCGAGCUUCGGGCCAGCCCACCCUCUCUGCCUCCUGACCCUCUGCCUCUGCCUGUUUCUGGGGUCUGUGGGCGUCUCCUUUGCUGCUGCACCCUGGCUUCCACUGGCUGCCCUCCCUGCCCUCCUGUGCCCACCCCCGGCUCCUGGGGCCCCUCUGACCCGACACCCAGCAAGAAGGCUUCUGUGGGAGCUUCCCAGUGUGAGGGGGCUGCCAGCAUCUGGGGACUCACUCUGUCUUCCCCGACCCCAGCUCCCCAAGCUAUGACCCUGCUCAGAGUCUCGUAUCUGUGAACUUUCAAUAAAGUACAUGUCUG
Molecule: messenger RNA, 1178 nt
Organism: Ailuropoda melanoleuca (giant panda)
Lineage: Eukaryota; Metazoa; Chordata; Mammalia; Carnivora; Ursidae
Gene: IFITM10
Product: interferon induced transmembrane protein 10
Exons: 4
Coding region: 1-690 (229 amino acids)
Cellular component (GO): plasma membrane
Source: RefSeq, a predicted model, not a curated record